This is a messenger RNA of Mycotypha africana, 2985 nucleotides long. RefSeq lists its product as uncharacterized. The record is from RefSeq and is a predicted model, not a curated record. The coding region runs from base 121 to 2952 and encodes 943 amino acids. Gene Ontology annotation, biological process: ubiquitin-dependent protein catabolic process; protein ubiquitination; mRNA processing. Lineage: Eukaryota; Fungi; Mucoromycota; Mucoromycetes; Mucorales; Mycotyphaceae. The transcript is spliced from 4 exons. Gene Ontology annotation, cellular component: nucleus. Gene Ontology annotation, molecular function: ubiquitin protein ligase activity.
CUCGAGAGUGAACCUGAUUUUAGGUUACAACAUUAUGCAAUCCAAGCUUUAUUCCUCACGAAAUUAGCUUAUACAACAGAUUAAAAAAGCACACAGAUAACAAAAUCAGCAGCGUCGAGAAUGCCUGAGUACAGCAGCAGUGGUAGUAUUAACAGUGACAGUACAUUUCCAUCCACGAAUAGCAAUAAAAGUAAAGACCGUAAUCCUACUUGUAAAAACACCGUUAGAAAUAGCAACAACGGCCUUCAUGACGGAUUAUGGUCUUUUAACAAACAACAACAUCAUACGAAUCAAGGUUUAUUUGUUGGCGAUGAGUCUAUCGAAAUUGAAAAAACGAGUGAUAUGAUAGAAGAAGAAAGCACGGACGAUAGCAAUGAAGAAAAUGAAGACAAAUAUGUGGAUGAUGAAGACGAGUAUUCUGUUUCCUCGCCUUCUUUUCUGCGAAAUAGCAACAGCAUUUAUGGUAGCAGCAGUAGUAGUGCUGCUCUCUCAAAACGAGAAGAAGAAGAAGAAGAUAAUGAGGAUGGAAAUGAAAGCGAUGUGGAAGCAGAGAACGAAUCUAAAAAUAUCAAGACUACACCACACGCUCACCCUUAUGACGGAUACUUUGAUCAUCCUAUCUUGUACAGAGUAUUGUUCAUGGGGUCUAUCAGCGCUAAAAAGAAGGAAGACCUCUUGAAAAAGUUGACGCAAGGCCUUAUCUACGUCCUUCAUGACACGAAAAGUCCUCAAAGCAGCAAGAAAAAGAAACGGCCGAGCUCUGUAAAGUCCCAAAACGACCUUCAAGGAGGCAACGCAUUAGUGUCGGCAUUUGAGGAAACGAAAUACAACAUUGCAUUUCUUUCUGAUCCUUUGGAGCCCAUCAUCACACAGCAGCAGUCGGACCAUCCAUUCCAUAUACCAGCCAUAUCAUCACCAGCACCUCCGCAACAAAAAGAGUCCUUCUUUUUGAGAGAUAUGGGUGUUUCUUUGAUUGAAGCUGACUUUACUUGGGGAGCUUAUCAAACGUCUUCCGCAGCAGCAUCUAACGCAGCAGGGGGUCUGCAACAAGACCAAGAGAAGGAAGAAGAAAGGCGACUGUCUGAGCUGCGAUAUCUGCUCCUUCAGUACGCGUCGCAUCAAUGUCCCCAUCCAUCAGAUAUACCUGCUACAGCCUAUCUGAAAGACCUACUAGCAACCGCUGUAUCCAAAUAUAAUCAUGUCAGUUUGACAAUGCGCCCCGAGAAAACACCUAAUGGCAUCGAUCUAUGUAUUUAUAUCUAUGAAGGGCAAUCACCAGCCCACUCGCUUCCGAACGCAGCAAGCAGUCAUAGUAGUAACGGUGCACAUAGUCAUGCCAAUGCAGCCACAGAACGACAUUCUCAGCGUCUACUGUUAGAAGAGUAUGAUAAAAGAGUCAGGAAAGAAUUGGAGGUUUUAUGCAUCUUACGCAAAUUCGGCAUUUAUGUAUUACCACUGACUGUCUACCGGGAUGAAAGGAUGAAAAAGCAUUUUGCCGACUUGCUGACGCAGUAUAAAGUGAGGUGUCUUGAUUUAAGUAAUUUGGAUGUCGGGCAACCACCCUCCUUCAAAAGAGCUAGUUUCGAAGCCCCUGCCACUGCCGGAAAAGAUGGCAACAGCACAGAUAAGCGACGAAGGAGCAAAAAUGAGCUAGAACUAUCGCAGUUAGACCGUUUAAGUAAAUUACAGUCUAUGGAAUGCUUACAGUUUAAUGAACCACGUGUGGCUACAUACCAGAUCUUGACUGUGGAUCAGUUCUGUGCCAUUAAUGAUGGGUCAAUCUUUGAAUUAUUGAAACGAACAAGAGAACGACAGGUGUUGUUGAAAGAAGAAGAAUAUCUUUCAAAACUGCAGCAAAAAGAACAGCAACAACUACAAAAGGGUAAAGGAAAACUGAGGAACAGCCAUCUUGGUAGUCGUCGUCGUCGUCGUAGUAAUAGUAGUAGUAGUAGUAGUCGUAGUGCUAGUCAAACAGAUACAGCAUCAACCCUAAGAAGAAGAAGAAGAAAAAAUGGGAAGGCUAGUCAAAGAGAUAAGAGCGUUGUGGAUGAGAAUGUACCAUCUGCUACCAAAAAGGAGCAGCAGUUACGAACAAGACUAGGCAACGGAAAACGAGAACUGCUACAUACUACGCAUAUCAACUUUAAACAUGGAUGGUAUGUUGACUGCUAUCAGUUUUGUAAAGCCAUGACCUUUCUCUUUGGCUGUGGACUCUUGAUUUACUACACUCUCAAGUAUAUCAAAGAGUCUCAUCAUUGGACCGCUCAAUUUGAGCUGGUACGGUUUCCCUGUGCAUCGGACGUGCUACCCUUUGAAAACUCACUCUGUUUAGAGGAUACUGACAGCAAGGACGGUGAUGAGAUACAUGCCAACCCUUUCUUUCAUUUUAUUGUGACUACACGAAAUCCGAAAAGAGAACUCGAUUGGGCAUCUACUGAACCCCGAGUUCUAUUAUUAUUACCAGAUGAUCAGCAGCAUCAAUUGAUACCCAUCCGAAAAGUAGAUGAUAGACCUGGUUAUUAUAUACUUGAUUCAUCUAUAUUAAUGCAAACACAACAACAACAGCAGCGACAACAGCAGCCUCCUGUAUUUUCCUUUCAAUUUAUUGUAGACAACGAAUAUCGCUUUAGACAUAUUUACUAUACCUCUAUACCCACAGAACAGACGGCGUUUACAAUCUACAUAGAUGAUACCACUGCCAACAAACAGAAGAAAGAUGAAGCGAACGUUUUGAAUGAAACUCCAUAUAACAACAACAACAACAACAACAACAACAACAACAACAACAAAGGCUUCUCAGGACAAGAAGGUGACGACGACGGUAACGCAUCUGCUAGAAGAAAAGAAGAAGAACAAAACGAGUUGUUCAUUCAGGACGUGAUAGAUUCUUUGAUUUUCUACAAAAAUAACUUUAUUCAAACCAUCAGAAAUACUAUUUUUAUCCGUAACUAACUUAAUGAUACAAUGCGCGAAUCUACUGUGGAA